Messenger RNA from Mercurialis annua (annual mercury), 3380 nucleotides. Its product is annotated as probable inactive ATP-dependent zinc metalloprotease FTSHI 1, chloroplastic. The coding region runs from base 220 to 3003 and encodes 927 amino acids. Gene Ontology annotation, molecular function: ATP hydrolysis activity; metalloendopeptidase activity; ATP binding. NCBI's taxonomy places the organism in Eukaryota, Viridiplantae, Streptophyta, Magnoliopsida, Malpighiales, Euphorbiaceae. The record is from RefSeq and is a predicted model, not a curated record. Gene Ontology annotation, cellular component: chloroplast thylakoid. The transcript has 15 exons. Gene Ontology annotation, biological process: proteolysis.
CCCAUAAAAAAUUCCGCUAAACCGCUUAAUGGAUAAACCAGAAUCAACGUCGUUCUCCUCUACUGUAUCUUCAAUUUUGAAUCCCUCUAAAACCCUAAUUUGGAAACCUUCAAUUGCAUUCCGCACGAAAAAUUAAGCUCAACUUUUUUAUUGCUACAUUACAGUCUAUCAAAACCCCCCAAGUUUAUCAAAUGCUCCGAAUGUGAAAUUUAGCAAAAAAUGACCACUAUUGACUCCCUUUUAUCUGCAAGGGUUUAUCUUCCCAAACCCUAUCGAAACUCCUUAAAAUGCACCAGAAAAUUCCGAUCAAAGGCGCCAUUUCUUCAUCGAUCAUUCACCGUUUUAUGUCAAUUGAAUUCAAGCUCUGUGUCACAGCCAAGUGACACUAAAAAAGAAGAUUUUAUCACUAAAGUUUUAAAGGAAAACCCUAGCCAAAUUGAGCCCAGGUACCUAAUUGGUGAGAACUUUUAUACUUUAAAAGAGAAAGAUAAAUUGAGUAAGAACACGGGUCUUUUUGAAUUUUUAGCUAAGUGGUUGAAUUUUAAAGAGAAGGAGAAGAAAGAGAGUCAAAAUGAGGGUAAAGAUGUGUAUUUGAAGGAGAUUUUGAGGGAAUAUAAGGGUAAGUUAUAUGUUCCUGAGCAGAUUUUUGCGGCUGAAUUAUCCGAAGAAGAAGAAUUUGAUCGAAACUUGGAGGAGUUGCCUCUAAUGAGCUUUGAGGAUGCUAAGAAAGCAAUUAAGACGGAUAAAAUUGAGCUGUUGACUUCAAAGGAGGUUACGAGCACUAGUUUUUUAAAUGGUUAUAGAGAGUUUAUUGUGGAUUUGAAGGAAAUUCCGGGCGAGAAGACCUUACAUAGAACUAAAUGGGCAAUGAGACUGGAUCAAGAUGCUGCUCAAGCUCUUUUGGAGGAGUACAAGGGUCCCCAAUAUGAAAUUGAACGGCAAAUGAAGUCCUCGGUGGGGAAGUUGCCAGACUAUCCUAAUUCAGUAGCAUUAUCCAUAUCUGGCAGAUUGAUGGUAGAGCUUGGAAUGGUUACAGCUGUGAUGGCUGCUGCUGCAGCUGCAGUUGGAGGUUUCCUAGCUUCUGCAGUUUUUGCUGCUACCAGUUUCAUCUAUGUAACAACUGUAUAUGUUGUAUGGCCUGUGGCCAGGCCAUUCCUUAAGCUGUUUCUCGGUCUCAUCUCCAGCAUUUUUGAGGGAAUUUCCGAGUAUGUUGUUGAUUUUUUCAGCGACGGAGGAGUCAUCUCUAAAUUAUCUGAAUUUUACACAUAUGGUGGUGUAUCUGCGAGCAUUGAGAUGCUAAAGCCCAUUACGCUUGUGCUUUUGACCAUGGUUCUUCUAGUCCGUUUCACACUUUCAAGAAGACCUAAGAACUUCAGGAAGUGGGAUUUAUGGCAAGGCAUUGAUUUUUCACGUUCUAAAGCAGAAGCUCGUGUUGAUGGAUCAACUGGAGUUAAAUUUGGUGAUGUUGCAGGGAUUGAUGAAGCAGUAGAGGAACUUCAAGAGUUGGUGAGGUACUUGAAGAAUCCAGAGCUGUUUGAUAAAAUGGCAAUAAAGCCUCCACACGGAGUACUUUUGGAGGGUCCUCCUGGAUGUGGCAAGACCUUGGUUGCCAAGGCCAUCGCUGGUGAAGCUGGAGUUCCAUUUUACCAAAUGGCUGGAUCUGAAUUUGUUGAAGUCUUAGUUGGUGUUGGUUCUGCUCGUAUUAGGGAUCUAUUCAAGAGGGCCAAGGUCAACAAACCAUCAGUUAUAUUCAUUGAUGAAAUUGAUGCAUUGGCAACUAGGCGUCAAGGGAUUUUCAAGGAAUCUACUGACCACCUUUAUAAUGCUGCUACUCAAGAGAGGGAAACUACAUUAAACCAGCUCUUGAUAGAGCUUGAUGGGUUUGACACUGGAAAAGGUGUUAUAUUUUUAGCUGCUACAAAUCGUAGAGAUUUGUUAGAUCCUGCUCUUCUUCGACCAGGUCGUUUUGAUCGCAAGAUAAAAAUACGUGCUCCUAAUGCUAAAGGAAGACUGGAAAUUUUGAAAAUUCAUGCAAGCAAAGUGAGAAUGUCCAAGUCUGUUGAUUUAUCGAUUUAUGCCAAAAACUUACCUGGAUGGACUGGUGCAAAAUUGGCUCAGCUGGUCCAAGAGUCUGCCCUCGUGGCAGUCAGGCAAGGGCAUGCAUCAAUUCUUCAAUCCGACAUGGAUGAUGCAGUGGACCGACUUACUGUAGGACCAAAGCGUGUUGGGAUCGAGUUGGGUAAUCAGGGACAGUGUCGUAGAGCUACUACUGAAGUUGGAGUUGCUAUGACUUCCCAUUUGCUUAGGCGAUAUGAAAAUGCAAAAGUUGAAUGCUGUAGUCGCAUUUCAAUUGUCCCUCGUGGUCAGACGUUAUCACAAGUUGUCUUUCAUCGGCUUGACGAUGAAUCAUACAUGUUUGAGCGUCGACCACAACUCCUCCAUCGCCUUCAGGUUCUCCUUGGAGCAAGGGCAGCUGAAGAGGUUAUUUAUGGGCGAGACACAUCGAGGGCAUCUGUUUCCUAUCUUGCAGAUGCAUCUUGGCUUGCUCGUAAAAUUUUGACCAUAUGGAACUUGGAGAACCCACUGGUCAUACAUGGAGAACCACCGCCUUGGAGAAAGAAAGUUAAAUUUGUGGGCCCACGCCUGGACUUUGAAGGAUCACUAUAUGAUGACUACGGUCUAAUUGAACCCCCUGUCAACUUUAAUUUGGAUGAUCAAGUUGCAGAGAGAACUGAGGAGUUGAUAAGUGAUAUGUAUGGAAAGACGCUUUCUUUGCUAAGACAACACCAUGCAGCUCUGCUCAAAGCUGUGAAGGUUCUGAUAAAUCAGAAAGAAAUUAGCGGAGAUGAAAUUGAUUAUAUUUUGAACAAUUACCCUCGGCAAACGCGAUUAAGCGUUGUACUGGAGGAGGAAAAUCCAGGAAGCCUUCCAUUCACCAAAAAUGAAGUGGAGCCUGAAUCGGUUUAUGCACAGCUAGCUUCUGCAGAAGUGCAAACUCUUUAAAGAGGGACUGCAUUUUCACAUUGAUAUGGCUACAGAAAAUGAAGACGAGCAUUAAAAUUUCUGUUUCGCUGUUAGAGCGCAUAACGAAGACAGGCAUGGAAGUUUUGUCGUGUAUCAGAAAUGCUGACUGUGAAGUAUUUCGUCAUUCAUCUUUGCUCUGGUUGCUUGGAGAUCGGCGGAGCAAUUUAAGCCACAGUCCCGAGUGCAAGGGAAUGAAAUCAGAUGGCUUGAACAAGUUACAGUUUUGCAAAUUUUGUAUGUACCUGUUUAUUUGUAUUAUAUAACCAUUUCGCUGCAAGUUCGUACUCUAAAGUGCCGUUUGGUUCAAGAUUGGGAAUCGGAAUGAGAAAGAAUGGGAAUGGGAAUGAUUGUUUUCA